This is a messenger RNA of Schistosoma turkestanicum, 1275 nucleotides long. NCBI's taxonomy places the organism in Eukaryota, Metazoa, Platyhelminthes, Trematoda, Strigeidida, Schistosomatidae. The record is from the annotation of a GenBank genome assembly.
CUCAAAUUGACAAAAUAUUGCAACUGACGUUUGUAUUGCUACUUAUAAGUAGUAGCUUACUUUAAGUGAAAUAUUAUCAUUCACGUUAGUAUUGAUUCAUGUUUAUUCCAUGUUUUUUUUUCCAGACUAAACAAUUACUACCGAGUAUGGAGUUCGGUCGGCGUUUGGCACAAGAAAAAGAGCUUGAUCGUUCAGAAUUUAAACAUAGUUGUAAUUUAGUAUUUGACUCUUCUAGUAAUUUUCUAGCUUAUGCUACUUUAUUAGGCAUAAAAAUUAUUAAUAUUGUAUCAAAUCGUGUAGUACGAAAUCUUGGUGGACCAGAAAAUCUACGUUUUAUUCAACUUGCUUUUAUGCCACCACGUAGUACUUCAAUGUUUUAUGGUUCAACCAAUAUUGGCUCGGGGACAUCAUCUUGUGUGCCUAGUUUAGAAAUGCUUGCUAUGGCAAAUGAUUCAUUAAUCGGCAGUAACAAUAAUACAAAUUCAAUAGCACAAUGUACACCUGUAAUAGUAUGUACUGCAUUUAAAAAAAAUCGUAUCUAUUUAUUUACAAAUCGUGAACCACAUGAUGUCAAAUCUGAUGGUGAUACAGUCACACAAGGAUCAACUGCUGAACGUGAUGUAUUCAAUGAGAAACCAACUAAAGAAGAAGUAUUAGCUGCAACAAGAGAUUCAGCAACAGCUGCAUCACGAUUAGCUGGCAGUGCUAUACUACACACAACAUUAGGUGAUAUACAUAUUCGUCUAUGUCCUAGAGAAUGUCCUAGAACUGUAGAAAAUUUUGUUGGUCAUUCAAGAGCUGGUUAUUAUAAUGGGCAUAUAUUUCAUAGAGUUAUUAAAGGUUUCAUGAUUCAAACUGGUUGUCCUUUGGGUACCGGUACUGGUGGAGAAUCGUUGUGGGGUGGUGAAUUUGAAGAUGAAUUCCAUCCUAGUCUAAGACAUGAUCGUCCAUAUACUGUGAGUAUGGCAAAUGCCGGUCCUAACACAAAUGGUUCUCAAUUUUUCAUCACUGUUGCUCCAACUCCUUGGUUAGACAAUAAACAUACUGUAUUUGGUCGUGUUAUCAAAGGUAUGGAAGUGGUUCAGAAAAUAUCCAACAUUAAAACAAAUCCAAAGAAUGACAAACCAUUAGAAGAUGUGAAUAUUAUCAGUGUGACUGUAAAAGAUUUAGGCGCUGGUAUUUAAAUCACAUGUAAUUAAUUUUUAAAGGGAAAAUUAAUAAAAAUAUAAAAGAUUCCACUUUUAUACUAUACCUCUCUCUCUCUCUCUCUCUCUC